Messenger RNA from Penicillium canariense, 2151 nucleotides. RefSeq lists its product as uncharacterized. NCBI's taxonomy places the organism in Eukaryota, Fungi, Ascomycota, Eurotiomycetes, Eurotiales, Aspergillaceae. The transcript has a single exon. Bases 1 to 2151 code for a protein of 716 amino acids. The record is from RefSeq and is a predicted model, not a curated record.
AUGGCUCCCUUGCACGAUGCCCUCCAAUGCCUCCAGCCGACGUCCUGGGAUGAGGUUCCACAAUCCCCCGAGGAACUUCGCGAAUAUGUACGUGAUAUCUUCAAGAACAGCCGACUCAUAGCAGAGUCGCUGCCAGAUCCCCCUCUAUACGACAGUGAAGAGCACCACGGUCUGGGCUUGCAGGCGGCAGACUCCGGACUACGAGUCGUCCCAUCGUCCGCUCGGGUAGGCGAGACCGAUUCGGAAAUUACAUCGAUUCAGAAGCAAUGGGGCAAACCACUAAAAAUGGGUGGCCCUAAAGACAACCCUCUUGGGUUGCACGUCUGGAAGCUUUCUCCAAGUGACGGAAAGGGCUCUUGGUUCGGGAGACGUAGUAUACACGAUGGACUUCCAUUCUCGCAGUGGCGGAAGAAGCUCUCGACGGAAUACGAGGAAACCUUGAAGGUUAACCGAAAGCGGAUCCAGAAGGGUCAAACACCGGACAAGUGCAUUCGUGGAAUCGGUGCCGAGGAAAAGAUUGAGUCCAUUGAGGUCAAAGACGAGGGUGGCUCCGUGCUAGGCCAAUUGACCGUCUACCACGUCUCGGCCCAGUUCCCCAAGCCUACUGCACCGCGUGAUUUCGUGGCUAUGAUCAUCACCUCGGAUGUUGGAUUGCAGGUUGGGGGAACAAAACAACCUGGUCGGAGCUGGAUAAUGAUCUCCAAGCCAUGUGACCACCCGGAUGCGCCGCAUAAAUAUGGAUAUACUCGAGGCGAGUAUGAGUCUAUUGAACUUAUCCGAGAGAUUCCCAAGACGGCAAGCGACGCUACCUCUACUUCCUCCGGCGUGGGCAGCUCGGAGGAGACGAAAGAAGUUGAUUCUCAAACUCCUGAUGCGCGAAAAGCCAAUGACCACAGCGAGAGCGAGGAAAUCCAUCCUGUUGAAUGGAUCAUGGUCACCAGAAGUGACCCCGGGGGCAAUAUUCCCAGGUGGAUGGUUGACAAGGGCACACCGAGGAGCAUCGGAACAGACGCAGCCAAGUUCGUCAACUGGGCCCUCGAAGUCGAGAAGCCUCAAAAUCACAACCGUGAGAAUCAUUCUGAAGUCACAUCCGCCGAGACAUCCCGAAGCCCCGAGCUCAAGUCGGGGAAUUCUUCCGACGAUCUUGAUUCAAAUGAAGGUAACCAGUUCGACUCGGACACGGACUCCACGGACGCCGAUGCUCAGUCCCACCACGGCCUGAUUGCCAGCGUGACAGGCCUGAUCAACUCUGGUCUCGAACGAUUCGCACCGCAAGCAAUUCUGGACUAUAUCCCGCAUCAUCACCAGGCAUCAGGUCAUUCACCAAAUGGUAUCAGCACUCCGGAGGCCAACAAAGAUGAACCUUCAGCUGCUCAGUCAAUAGCACCCAACUUGCCUAGCACCGAGCCGCACGCGUUGCACCCCGACCGCAUCUCCCUUUUGUCGACCCAGUCUGGAGUGAGCACUCCAAUUUUGGAUGAAAUCCCCCAGAGCAACCUCCUACCGGCGGAAUUAAUGAAAAUGACCAAAGCUGGCAAGCUCACUAGCCAUGAGAAAGAGCUCGCCAAGCUCGCAGAGCGCAAACGCGAAAUUGAUGCCAAACUCGAAACGAUCCGCUCCGAGCUUGAGAGUCUGCACCUCCCAGCGCCAAGCAGGCCAUCCACACCGUUCAGGGGCGUCCACAAUGAUGUAGACAGUGAUACGAGCGGGCUGCUUAAGCGCGCAGCGGAGAAUCGGUCUACCACGCCAGCCAGUUCGUCUGGUACUCAACAGAGCCAACAAGCCAACGGCAAUGGCAACGAGAGUGAUGCGCAGCCAUCUGAGCAGACGCAAACCCCAGAGCCGCCGGCGCAUGUCCACAAAGCCGCUUCACAUCUUUAUAAUGAGGAAGCUAAGUUGUUGAAGCAACUGCGCAAGGUCGAGAGCAGCCAACUCAAGGUGGCAGCUAAGAUUGAGGCACGGCAGCGCAAGGAAAUUGAACGCACGGAGAAGACGAAGUCGAAGUCUGAGGUUGAAACUUUGCGCCAGGAAGUAAAAGACUUGAAGAAAGAGCUCAGCAAACUGCGCUCAGACCGCCAGAAAUGGGUGGAUCUUGUCUCUUCCCUGCAGGCGGAGAAUAUGAAGUUGGCUGAAAAGGAAGAACACAGUUGA